Etheostoma spectabile (orangethroat darter) is the source of this 1208-nucleotide messenger RNA. RefSeq lists its product as uncharacterized. The coding region runs from base 1 to 1104 and encodes 367 amino acids. The record is from RefSeq and is a predicted model, not a curated record. Lineage: Eukaryota; Metazoa; Chordata; Actinopteri; Perciformes; Percidae. The transcript has 11 exons.
AUGGCGGAGCAUUGCAAUAGUAGUAGGUUUAGUUGGUGGGGUUGUAGAUCGUGUAGUUGUGGUUGGCUCUUCAGUUGUUGUAGUAGUAGGUUCGGUUGGUGGGGUUGUAGAUUUUGUGGUUGUGGUUGGCUCUUUAGUUGUAGUAGUGGUAGUAGGUUCAGUUGGUGGGGUUGUAGAUUGCGUAGUUGUGGUUGGCUCUUCAGUUGUUGUAGUAGUAGGUUUGGUUGGUGGGGUUGUAGAUUUGUGGUUGUGGUUGGCUCUUUGGUUGUAGUAGUAGUAGUAGGUUCAGUUGGUGGGGUUGUAGAUUCUGUGGUUGUGGUUGGCUCUUUGGUUGUUGUGGUAGUAGUAGGUUCUGUUGGUGGGGUUGUAGAUUUUGUGGUUGUGGUUGGCUCUUCAGUUGUGGUAGUAGUAGGUUCAGUUGGUGGGGUUGUAGAUGUUGUGGUUGUGGUUGGCUUUUCAGUUGUGGUUGUAGGUUCUGUUGGUGGGGUUGUAGAUUUUGUGGUUGUGGUUGGCUCUUCAGUUGUAGUAGUAGUAGAAGGUUCAGUUGGUGGGGUUGUAGAUUGUGUGGUUGUGGUUGGCUCUUCAGUUGUAGUAGUAGUUGGUUCGGUUGGUGGGGUUGUAGAUUGUGUGGUUGUGGUUGGCUCUUCCGUUGUUGUUGUAGUAGUAGGUUCAGUUGGUGGGGUUGUAGAUUUUGUGGUUGUGGUUGGCUCUUUGGUUGUGGUAGUAGUAGGUUCAGUUGGUGGGGUUGUAGAUUUUGUGGUUGUAGUUGGCUCCUCAGUUGUUGUAGUAGUAGAAGGUUCAGUUGCUGGGGUUGUAGAUUGUGUGGUUGUGGUUGGCUCUUUGGUUGUGGUAGUAGUAGGUUCAGUUGGUGGGGUUGUAGAUUUUGUGGUUGUGGUUGGCUCUUUGGUUGUGGUAGUAGUAGGUUCAGUUGGUGGGGUUGUAGAUUUUGUGGUUGUGGUUGGCUCUUCCGUUGUUGUUGUAGUAGUAGGUUCAGUUGGUGGGGUUGUAGAUUUUGUGGUUGUGGUUGGCUCUUUGGUUGUAGUAGUAGGUUCAGUUGGUGGGGUUGUAGAUUUUGUGGUGUGGUUGGCUCUUCAUUGUUUGUAGUAGUAGUAGGUUCAGUUGGUGGGGUUGUGGAUUUUGUGGUUGUAGUUGGCUCCUCAGUUGUUGUAGUAGUAGAAGGUUCAGUUGGUGAGGUUGUAGAUUGUGUG